GCAUCAGCUUGGCGAGAUACGCUGCUAAUUCGAUGAGGAAGUCUUCCGUUGAGUCGUCCAAUCGAUUCAAAGGCUCGUUCGUUUUGUAUCGGGAUCCUGAAUACGCUAAUGUAUGCUUCUGGUAUUUGCCUCCCUCUCUAUCGCACUUGAAGCCUUUGGAAGGACUGAAUGCCGAGGAUGCUGUUGAGCUCACGAAGGUCACACCUUAUAUCAAAGACAAGAUGCAACGGGAUGGCCUCGCUAUGAUUACCUUCACUGGGCCAUACAACUUUUUCCGAUGGACUUUCACUUCGCCACGAAAUGUUAGUUAUGAUGAUGUUGAUAUAGUGAUGGGCGAGAUUGACCGAGUCGGCCAAGAUUUCGUCAGUUCUGCAUAA
Molecule: messenger RNA, 377 nt
Organism: Perkinsus marinus ATCC 50983
Lineage: Eukaryota; Perkinsozoa; Perkinsida; Perkinsidae
Product: glutamate decarboxylase, putative
Exons: 4
Cellular component (GO): cytoplasm
Molecular function (GO): carboxy-lyase activity
Source: RefSeq, a predicted model, not a curated record